UUGUCUCCACAAUAAGACGUCACCUUUACUGCUCCCCGCGUCUUUUCCUCAUCGUCUAUACCAGGCUUCAACAUGCCAUUCAGACAGGCGCUGCAGGGCAUCAUCGACAAGGCCGACAAGGCGUGGGAGGAAUUAAGCCACCACAGCCAGCCCCCGCCUGUUCCGACCUCCAGCAAACCACCAGCUUACCAGAACCCGCCCUCGCCCCCGCAGCUCUACUGGCGGCCGAAUCUCCAUCCUCAAGUCCCGGUGUCCGCCAACUUUGCCCACGAACAGGGCCAGCAUGGCUGGGGCAACAACGAGGCGCAGAAUUAUACCGACAGCCCGCAGAAUUCCCUCCAUUCCACCCAGGGCGACGCGGUGAUUGUGCGCGCUCUGAUCCACCACGGACACCCCGAUCCCGCCCAGAAGUUCACCAGCGCCCGGCUGUCGAGUCGCCAGACCCUCGACCGCCCCCGGGGCUGUCUGUCGGCCAGAAUCACGGCACCCGUGGCUCGCGGGAUCUGGCCUGCCUUCUGGCUGCUGCCGAAAGACCCUUUCCAGUGGCCCGAGGAUGGCGAAGUCGACAUUAUGGAAGCGUGGAACGGCGAGGCGAUCAACCACAGCUGUCUGCAUUGGGGCCACUUCAACGGCCAGGACUGGAACAAACAUCGUGUGCUCGAAACCCCCAUCCCCAGGAUCAGCUCGCCGACGGGCCUGAGGUACGAUUUUGUCUGGGAUGAGGAUGAGACAACGGGUCGGGGGCGCUUCGUCUGGUUGAUUGACGGCACGCCCGUCAUGAGGGCCGAGAAGCCGCCGGGCACGAGGAAGAUGAGGGAGUUUAGAAUCCUCAUCAACAUCGCUGUGGGAGGAAAUGUCUGUCAGGGACAACUGCCCGGCGAUGGAUGCUAUGAGAUGGUGGUUCGUGAGUUGGCCAUGUGGGAUGCGCCGCCUGGCGGUUGGAAAGAGUUUGAUAGGCUUUGGAGGGAUGCCAGAGAUGGCCAUGCCAUGUAAGGAAUUAUGCUAUCCCUACUUAGAGAUAUUAGUCCUGAUUCUAUCAUAUGUUCAGUCUCGGCUGUUUAGAUAUAUGAAUAGCUGGAAGCCUUUCUGUAAAGGGUACUGCCAUUUAUCUAGGCAUUAAGGAAGGUAUAAUAGUGAUUCUAUUAAUUUU
This is a messenger RNA of Penicilliopsis zonata CBS 506.65, 1150 nucleotides long. RefSeq lists its product as hypothetical. Bases 73 to 993 code for a protein of 306 amino acids. Gene Ontology annotation, molecular function: hydrolase activity, hydrolyzing O-glycosyl compounds. Gene Ontology annotation, biological process: carbohydrate metabolic process. NCBI's taxonomy places the organism in Eukaryota, Fungi, Ascomycota, Eurotiomycetes, Eurotiales, Aspergillaceae. The record is from RefSeq and is a predicted model, not a curated record. The transcript has a single exon.